Molecule: messenger RNA, 2027 nt
Organism: Helianthus annuus (common sunflower)
Lineage: Eukaryota; Viridiplantae; Streptophyta; Magnoliopsida; Asterales; Asteraceae
Product: AFG1-like ATPase
Exons: 16
Coding region: 342-1844 (500 amino acids)
Cellular component (GO): mitochondrion; chloroplast; cytoplasm
Molecular function (GO): ATP hydrolysis activity; ATP binding
Source: RefSeq, a predicted model, not a curated record
AAUCAAUCCAGAUCCCAUCAUCGUGACUCUCCAAGAAACUAGGGUUCUCUCUCCAACAAUUUCCAACGAGUUCCACAUAUUUAGGGUUUUUCAUCGCAUCCUUAUCGCUCUGCUGUUUAUCCUAAUUCAGAUAAAUAAAUACACAACUCAUCUCAAUUCACUUUCUUACCCACUUCAAUUUCAAUCAUCGCUGUUGCAGUUUCCCAAAUUCUUACAAUUUCUCUCAUCACCCAACAAAAUUCAGAUUUUGAGAUAUUUGAGAGUUGAGACAAUCCCUUGAAGAUAUUUUUUGCAUUAAGUGGUGAAAUCUGUGAAUCAAACAUUAAAGAACUGGAUUCAAGAUGAGGAGAGCUUUGGUCAAAUCGUUUGGGCCAAUUCGAUCUGCUAUUCGACAUCGUGGGGAUCAAGUAUCAACCGGGGUCGCUAAAAGAUUAUUGGUAUCGAAUAUUAAUGAUCGGAUUUAUGAUAGAUCAUUAUACAAUGGUUGUAAAUGUGGGGGGCCUUCCUACAUGUUUUCAAGAACUCUGUCUUCUGAUGCUGGUAAAGAAGUGAAAAGAGCAGGGCCACUUGUGGAGUAUGAGCGAAGAAUAGCAGCCGGUGAUCUCGAGGAUGGUGAUAAUUCUCAGAUAGGCACGUUAAAAGAACUUCAAAGACUGUAUGACGAGCUUGUUAAAUCAGCCGAUGCUUGUCGUCUGGAUCGUUAUUCUGAUUAUGAGAAAGCCGGGAGGAGUAGGUGGUUAUGGUCACGUAUCAUGCCACAAUCUUCGGUCUCACCCGUAAAAGGACUCUAUCUUUAUGGAGGUGUUGGCACCGGGAAAACCAUGUUGAUGGAUUUGUUUUACGAUCAGCUGCCUUGCAAUUGGAGAAAAAAGAGGAUCCAUUUUCAUGACUUCAUGUUAACCGUUCAUAGUCGCUUGCAGAAGCACAGAGGUGUGUCUGAUCCUCUAGAAGUCGUUGCAGGAGAGAUAUCCGAUGAAUCCAUCUUAUUAUGCUUAGAUGAGUUCAUGGUUACUGACGUAGCCGAUGCUUUAAUACUAAACCGUUUAUUUAGCCAUCUUUUUACCAAUGGUGCUAUACUCGUUGCUACAUCGAACCGUGCUCCAGACAAUCUUUAUGAAGGCGGAUUGCAAAGAGACCUUUUUUUACCGUUCAUCGCCACUCUAAAGGAAAGAUGUGUAGUUCAUGAAAUUGGUUCGUCAAUAGAUUAUCGGACAAGAACCUCGGCUGAAGAAGGUUUCUACUUCGUAAAGAAUGACUCGGCUGAUUUCCUUAUGCAAAAGUUUAAAGAGUUGGCCGGGGAACAUACGGCGCAGCCCCAUGAAGUCGAAGUUGUUAUGGGUAGAAAACUACAAGUACCGUUGGGUGCUAACGGAUGUGCAUAUUUCCCUUUCGAGGAACUUUGUGACAAACCUCUUGGUGCAGCUGACUAUUUUGGAUUAUGUAAGAAGUUUCAUACCUUGGCUUUGGAUAAUGUGCCGAUAUUCGGCCUCCACAACAGAACAGCAGCCUAUCGAUUUGUCACUCUAGUUGAUGUUAUGUAUGAGAAUAAGGCGCGAUUAAUGUGUACGGCUGAGGGAACUCCUUUUCAACUAUUUGAAAGAAUCGUGACGGUUUCCGAUGCUCAAAGUAGGGCACCUAGAACCUCCUCGAGGUCUAGGAAAAAUGACGAUUAUGACCUUUGUGUCGACAAUGAACUUGGGUUCGCAAAAGAUCGCACUAUUAGCAGGUUGACAGAAAUGAACAGCAGUGAGUAUCUUGAGCAACAUGCGGAAAUGAUAGAAGUGAAGCGUAUUCAAACGCAAAGUGACGUAUACAACAACGAUCAGGUAAAUAAUUUGCACUGAACCGGCCAAAGUGACCGCCUACUAUAUAAGGAAUAUGAAUAAUUGAAAAUGGCGGCAAACAUCAUUUGUAGUUUUUGAUAUUUGAAUUUAUAGAAAGAUAAACGCGUCGGUGUUUUUGUUGUAGUCAUAUUGUAACUUAUGAACGUUCGAUUUUGAAAUAACAGGCUUUCGGUUACUUGCUAA